Cheilinus undulatus (humphead wrasse) is the source of this 4365-nucleotide messenger RNA. RefSeq names its product GRB2-associated-binding protein 1-like. The record is from RefSeq and is a predicted model, not a curated record. The transcript is spliced from 13 exons. Bases 333 to 2600 code for a protein of 755 amino acids. Lineage: Eukaryota; Metazoa; Chordata; Actinopteri; Labriformes; Labridae.
AAAUGUGGGAAGAGGGAGUCUGCUGGGAAAUAGAAACGCUCUCUGAAGGAGGUGUGACUCAGUCGUGGUUAGAGUAGCCGCUGGAAACUACUGGAGACGUGGAUGAACAUCCAGCAGAGCUCAUUCAUUACAGAACAGGAUCACCUGGAGGUUUCCUCAGAGAUUUAACAGUGGACCUGACCCUCUGGUUUGAAGAGAACUGGGCUGUUUGCACUGAUGGCGGAUGUCUUAACUUCAGUUAAGUCUUAACUUCCCAUUAGUGUGUCAGCACUAACACUGGAUGCCUGAUCAGCUGAUUGGAGAGCCAGAUAAUAAAGUGUUUUGUCCUCAAGAUGAGUGAAGCAGAUGAAGUUGUGUGUGAAGGCUGGCUGCGAAAAUCUCCACCAGAGAAGAAACUCCGGCGUUAUGCAUGGAAGAGGCGUUGGUUUGUGUUACGGAGCGGUCGGCUGAGCGGCGAGCCCGACGUCCUGCAGUACUACAAGAACCCGCAGUCCCGCCGACCAAUCAGGACCAUCAACCUGAACCUGUGCGAGCAGGUGGACGCUGGCCUCUCGUUCACAAAGAAGGAGCUGGAGAGCAGCUUUGUCUUUGACCUGAGGACCGAGGAGAGGAUCUGGUACCUGGUGGCAGAGUCUGAGGAGGACAUGAACCGCUGGGUGUCUUCCAUCUGUCUGCUCUGUGGCUUCAACCCAACAGACGAAGUUCCAGACAGACAAUCUGUGACUGGCUCAUCCUCCACAGGUGGCACCACAAGCAUCACCAUGGUAACAGGGUCAAUUCCUCCCCCGUAUGAUCCAGUGAGGGUUCGAAACUCGCAUCCUGAAGCCAACUCAGAAGACGACUACUUGUGGUUAUCACACUGCCAGAGUCAUAUCAGACCUCCUCUAGGUUCCUCCAUCUCUCUUGAAACCGACUACAAUGAUAGCCUCCACCCUCCUGCCUCAGCCACCUCCUCCUCCUCUUCCUCUUCGUCCUCCCCUUCCCUCCCUUCCAAUGGUAUCAUGCUCCCUUCUUCCUCCUGUUCCUCAUCCGGGUCCAGGACAGCCCCUUGGAAAGCCUCAGGCCCUUUCAGCCAGUCUCUGGAUAACAGCCUGACUCCUGACCAGAAAAGAGCGGAAAGACUUCGUUGUCAUCCAUCACCCCAUCCCAGAAAACACUCCCUGGAUAUCCACCUGAGGCCUGUGGCGAUACCUUUCUGUGAUGAUUUAACCAUGCAUCCAAAUACACACAGUGGUUACCAGAUCCCUCGGUCAGCAUCCACACCGCUGCCACGCCUCCCUCGCCGACCAUCUUCUACCCCCAGUGUGGACUCCUUAACGCAGGCGGAGCUCCAUACCUCUACCCCGACUCCUCCUCCACGGCCGCCAAAGCCUCCAAGCAUUGCAGCCCAGGUAGAUAGCUCAGCUGCUGGAACGCUCCCUAGAUCCAUCACAGAGUCAGAGAGGAGGGACGGAAAUGUUGACGGUGUCAGUAUACCAGGACGUACUCAGACAGACUCCUUCUACAUCCCUCGCUCCCUGUCUGACAGAGCCAGCAUGUUUGAGUUCAGCGAGAGCUUCAACAACUACUUUUUUAAUAAAGGUAUGGUACCUCUGAGUAGUGUCUGCUCUGAAGACGAUGAUGUGGAUGAAAACUACGUUCCCAUGAGUGCUGCUACUACUGAGCCUCCUGUUGCACCAAGAGUGCUUCCUCCUCCCCCUUCUGACUCCUCCCACCAGCCCCAGGACAGCAACUAUGUCCCCAUGACCCCCCUCACGCCUUCGCUACUCGUUCAUCCCACCCCUGCCACAGGUGACCAGGCAUCCUUAGGGAGGCAGGUUCCCCCUCCCGCCCACAUGGGCUUCCGUAACUCCCCCCUGACUCCCCUCGCUCCCCUCACCCCGCCGCUCCAGAGGAACGCCUUAAACAAUAUCAACGGAGGGGAGGCAGAGGCUGUGCCUCCUCCCAUUCAUCGCAACCUGAAGCCACAACGCAGAGGAGUCUCUGUCAGUCAGCCUGCAGAGAGGACGGAUGCUCAGACUGCUGGAGAGUCAAAAAACAAAACUAAAGUGAAACCAGCUCCUCUGGAUAUCCCCGCAGUGCAGCAGGACUGGCAGGAAGUCCCGCCCCCUGUCCGCUCACCCGUCACUCGCACCUUCACCCGGGAUCCAUCCACUCGUCAUUCAGUCCGACCAAACUCCACCCAGAGCUCCUCCCCCUCCUCUGACUCUGACGACCCUGAUGACAGCUACGUUGCCAUGACAACAUCCUCCGGCCUCAGUUUCAGCACAGGAGAGCCGUCUCUUAGACUAAUGCUGCAUCGAGCAUCAGAGGGCGGAGUCAGCAGCCCGCUGCUUUGGCGAGCAAGAGGCAACAAACAGGUGGAGUACCUCGAUCUGGACCUUCAUACCGGCCGAUCAGCAGCAUCAAAACAGAAACGUUCCACAGCUGAAGGCGAAAGCGGCGCCAGCGAGCAGCCCGGGGCAGGGGAGGAGCGUGCACGUGGUCAGCGUACACGUGUGGACUAUGUGGUGGUGGACCCCAAAAGGACGAAGGCCCUGAGGAGCACCAGAGAAGCAUGGCAUGGAGGGAGGAUGUCCAUAGAGAAGGAGAAAAGCUAGAAACAAGUCUAAACUCGCACAACAGUGAAGUUUAAAAAACUUUAAAUCAGCACUGAGGAGGUUAGAGGACGACACUGCUGCCCUUUACUGGUUUGUGAAGUGAUUCAUUCAUGAGAGCCAAAAUUGCUGGUGUUCAGAUGAAUUAUUAGCCAUAUUUGUGUUACUAGUAGAAGAUAAUUCCUCAUUGUCCUUGCAAAGAACAGCUCUGCUGUAUGAGUGCUCAGCUAAACAAAAAUAGUGUUAGAAGUGAAGAAUGUAGCAUCAGCUCAGCUUUUCUUCACAGGAUAAGUCUCAAACUUUUAGUGUAAACUACUGAAUUGUUCACCAAAUCACAGUGAAGCUUUACCAACAAUAAAAUCCCUUAAAGUUAAACUUGACCUUGAAUAAACUUUGAAUAAACCACUGUUAAUUCAAGAAGAGCCGAGUUAGAUUUUAGGACAAGUGGAACAGUUAUGUUAAAAGCUGGGCUACUCUAUGCUACAUCUCAGGCAUCUUAAGUAGAACCUUUACAGGUGAAGUUGUUGCGUAGAAAGGAGUAUGUGCGGCCAAGAAGGAAAGCAUGAAGGCUUAACAGAGGAGAAUAACCUUGCACCAGCAUGGUCCAGAAGGAAAGGAGGAAAGUAAAGUAAAAACAGAGCUAAUUCUUGCCUAAUUUUCCAGUCGCACAGGUGACUUUGGAAUCAGUCUGAAGCGUGUCACUAGUCGGAUUUCAGGCUGGAGAAUUCUGGUUGUAUCCUGUAAAGCCUCAUUUAUGCUCUAUGCACGAAAAAACUCAAUCUGUACCAUUUACACUUAGCCCUUAUGCUGACUUACUUUUAUGGUGUUGGAGUGGACAUUGAAAAACAAAUCCACUAGAGGUCGCUGUCUCUUACUGAGCUACUUUGAUUCUGCUCCGUCCGUCCCAUAAGGGUUUUAAUUUCCACCAUAGCUUCUGGCUGUGCCGACCCAAACCAAGCUGUGCUGAUUUACUUUUCCGUCACUGGUUUGGCUGCCACUCUCCUGCACGUUCUCUACUCCACUGAUUCUCAACUGGUGGGUCAAUACCCAAAAGUGGGUCGCAGAGCAGUUUUCAGUGGGUCGUGACUAGGUGUCUGAAAAAAAAUGGUGGCAAAAGUCCCAAAGUCCUUGUUGGACAUGCAGGGAUACCUUUUAUUUCACUGUUUUACUGUGAAACUGGGUCAAUUUAAAUGUUUGAUCAAUAUUUCAACUAAUUUGCCUCUUCUUCUUGCGAUAAAUGGCUACUUUCCCCAUGAUAAUGAAGUAAUUUCACAAGUUCUCUGGAAAAUAGGAAAAAUGUAUACAUAAUGAUGGGGAAAGGGUGUGUAAAAUUAGUCAGUUUUGUCCCUUUUCUUCCAAUCAUGCUUCAAAUUGCAACAUAUUCAAUUAAAUAAAUGUGUGUUGUUGAACAUUUUUGGAAACUUGGGUUGCGAUCUGUUUUAAGACGGACUGGUAGGUCCUGAGGCCGGACCAGUUAAGAACCACUGCUCUAGUUCAUCACCUCUACCCCAAUUGACCCUUAACCUGAGUUUUAACUACAUUUCAGUAAAGCCACAGAAAAAAACAGAACUUCAGAUGCUUUUCUUUGGCGGUCUGCAAGCUGGAUGUCCAAGUGCAUGGUGCGGGAAAUGUGAUUGGUUCGUGGCAUCCUUGCAAAGCAGAUGGAUACGCCCAUUUCCUUGUUUUUCACUGGCGAAUCCAUCUUGCAAAGCUCCCAUCUGAACCGUUUGGGUCCGGUUAGAAAGUGACAGGACCAAUCAGUGAUGAG